Messenger RNA from Tilletiopsis washingtonensis, 416 nucleotides. RefSeq lists its product as hypothetical. The transcript has a single exon. The record is from RefSeq and is a predicted model, not a curated record. The coding region runs from base 118 to 405 and encodes 95 amino acids. Lineage: Eukaryota; Fungi; Basidiomycota; Exobasidiomycetes; Entylomatales.
GCCCUCGUCGCGCGUGACUCGCGUCGCACGGCAGCACAGCUGCAGCGGGCGUGCCCGCCACGCCGAUGCCGGGGCUGGCUGCUGCAGCACCAGCGCCGCAGAUGAUGAAGCUCGCAGAUGCGCCUGCAGCUUGAUUGCGGCCUUCUGGGCCGCCGUACCGCACCGGCGGGCAGCAGCGGCGAGGCCGAGAGAGGCACGCCGUCACGUCGGCGAGACUUCCAGCCGCCUGGGCCGCCCGCCGUGCGGCAAUCCCCCUCGGUCCCCGACGAGCACGCUGCGGGCCAGCAAAUGGUCGCUCACUGCCGCUGCAAGCCUGGACUCGACUCGCGUGGGCGCUGCAGCGAUGCAGUACUCAGCAUCGAGAGCGACGAUGAGCGUCGGUGCUGCUGCGAGGCGCCGCUCUGAGCCGCUGUUGG